Messenger RNA from Brassicogethes aeneus, 964 nucleotides. NCBI's taxonomy places the organism in Eukaryota, Metazoa, Arthropoda, Insecta, Coleoptera, Nitidulidae. The record is from the annotation of a GenBank genome assembly.
AUUUUGAUUAACUAAAUAAACUAUAUAUAAGUUUAGUUUCUCACGAUGGGAUUCGGAAGGAAUAUGGACGGUUGCGGGAACUUUAUGAAGUAUAGUCUGUUCAUAGUCAACUUUAUAAUAUUUUUGGGUGGUGUGAUUGUUUUGGCUCUCGGUAUCUGGACGGCAGCGGAUAAAUCCUUUGCAAACGAAUUACUGGGGACCAAUCUGUACGCAGGCGCAACUUAUGUGCUUAUAGCGACCGGACUUUUGGUAACGUUUAUUUCAUGCUUGGGAUGCUACGGGUCCCUCAAGGAAAUUAAAUGUAUGCUGGUCAUAUACUUUAUUGUGUUGUUAAUCAUUUUUGUCACAAUGCUGGUUGGUGGAAUUUUGGGAUAUGUAUUCAGGGGUAAAGUUGAAAUUACUUUAAGGAAUGGCAUGACUGGAUCACUGAGGUUUUAUGGAAAUUAUAGGCCUGUAACUGAGGCUUGGGAUGAGACUCAAACAAGAUUGGAAUGUUGCGGAAUCGAUAGUCCCCAGGAUUGGAAGGGUAACAUGCCCGAAUCCUGCUGCAAACUUGUCCUGGGAAGACGUCAAAACUGCCGUUUCCUUGGUGAAAACAACAAUCACUUUACCAGUUUUCAACGAGGCUGCUACGAUGUUACCGUCCAAUACGUCAAAUCUAAUGCCGUAAUAAUCGGUACUGCAGGAAUAGUGGUUUCCUGCAUGAUGCUUUUGGGUAUGAUUUUUUCCUGUGCUCUAUUUAAAAUGAUAGAAUGAGGUAAUUUAGACGUCUGUUCUUCUUUGAAGGAGUUGUUUGUUUAGUACAAAGCACGUACACAGUGUUAGUGUGUGGCCAUGUGUAUGCGGGAAUGUUUUAUUUGUAUUUUUUUUUUACUUUAAACUAUAUUUUAAGAUUUUCUUUACGUGUUAGUUUUAAGUUAUAUGUCGUCUAUUUAUACUUCAGUAAAAAAUAAAAGUCUUACUU